CUUGGCUUCUGCUUGCAGCUAUGUGGCUGGUUCUCUUACUCCUGCUGUGGCUGAGCCCUGUGGCCCCAAACUCAGAGACAGGCAGCUGCUCCCAACCCCAGCCUCUCUGCUGCCUUGGAAGAGAUCACCACUGCAAGAGAGGGAGCUGCUACUGUGAUGCAUUCUGUCGUGUGGUACCUGACUGCUGCCCAGACCAUCAUGCCCUCUGCAACUCUGGUAACUCACAUGCAGGCUCUUUUCAACCCCCAGAAGAUCUGGGUGCUGUGACUGACAGAGCUUCUCAGAAUACCAAGAUGGUGCUGCAGAUGGUGUUGAGGGUGGAGAAUGCACCAAGUGCUGCCAGAAUCAAUGUCGACAGGAUGCAGAGCAUGGUCCAGCGGUCUCUCCAAACCAGCCUCCCAGGGAUGUCCUUCUCCAUCUCCGUGAAGGGAGCCAGGGAGAGAGCCUCACACCUCUCCUGAAGCUCCUCCCCAGGGCCAGGGAGCAGAGUUCACUUCGCCCACCUGGACCUGCUGGGCACAGUGGCGCUUGCCUCUCAGCCGCCAUCCUGUGUGCUUCCACAGUGGUCCAACCAGAGGAAAAUGGAAAUCUGCAAUUGUUGUAAACACAUCAAAAUCUGCAUAGAAUCAGCCAUAUGGAUUAAAACACAUGCAUUUGG
This is a messenger RNA of Phyllostomus hastatus (greater spear-nosed bat), 658 nucleotides long. Its product is annotated as somatomedin-B and thrombospondin type-1 domain-containing protein-like. The transcript is spliced from 4 exons. Lineage: Eukaryota; Metazoa; Chordata; Mammalia; Chiroptera; Phyllostomidae. The record is from RefSeq and is a predicted model, not a curated record. The coding region runs from base 21 to 461 and encodes 146 amino acids.